AUGAUAGGCGCUGCUGCUGCUGCUGCUGCAUGCGUGAGGCAUCCGGUGAACGCCUGCGGGCAUGCGUGCCGAUCUGCCAAUGGAAUCUGUGGCUGGCUGGCUGGCUGGCUGGUGCUGCUGCGCACGCGCGCUUUCACCCAAUUGUUUACACCACGGUGCCGAGCAUUGGUGUCACCCAGCGGUAUGCGCAGUCUCCAGCGUCUCUUGCCAGUUUGGCGUCAAAAGAGCGCGGUAGAAUCGGUGGUUAUCGCUCCACUAGUGCAAUGGAGAAGACGCUUGGCUGCUCUAGCGAUGCUGGAGCGCGAGUUACCCCAGUACCUAGACCUGGACUCGUGGCAAAUGACGCUGGCACAGUUCAUUCAGAGCCAGCCACGAAGAGCGUACACCAUAUCGCCCGAGUCGACGGUAUUCGAAGCUGUACAGAAAAUGGUAGCGCACAACGUUGGUGCUGUCGCGGUGGUGGAACCGGACGCAAACGAUGCCGCACGACAGGCACAGCGGCUCGUUGGCAUCUUCACGGAACGCGACUACUUGCGGAAAAUUAUUGUUGCCUCGAAGGCAUCGAAAACAACCCCCAUAGCUGAGGUCAUGACCCAAGACCCGGUAUGCGUAACGCCGCAGCAACGAGUCGGUGACGCGCUUCACCUCAUGACGGAGCUCGAUAUACGACAUCUGCCCGUACUGGAGAGCCUGCCGAACGGCUCCCUGCUGACGAUGGUUUCCAUGCGCCAACUCAUGCGCGAGGUAGCGGCUAGUCACGAGAAACAGGUCUCUGCGCUGAUGGCACAGCUGCGGAAACUCUCGCUCCUCGUGGUCGACGAUCGCUCUCCCGGGGACGGAGCAGCGACACUGGGUCCGGCGUCAUCGACGACACCGAACACGAGGACGAUCCACACGGGAUCGGAUCGCUUGAGCCUGAAAUCCUGGUGGCAGCGCUGA
Cyanidioschyzon merolae strain 10D is the source of this 939-nucleotide messenger RNA. RefSeq lists its product as hypothetical. NCBI's taxonomy places the organism in Eukaryota, Rhodophyta, Bangiophyceae, Cyanidiales, Cyanidiaceae. The transcript has a single exon. The coding region runs from base 1 to 939 and encodes 312 amino acids. The record is from RefSeq and is a predicted model, not a curated record.